Corticium candelabrum is the source of this 1278-nucleotide messenger RNA. RefSeq lists its product as uncharacterized. The transcript is spliced from 2 exons. Bases 32 to 1015 code for a protein of 327 amino acids. Gene Ontology annotation, cellular component: CCAAT-binding factor complex. The record is from RefSeq and is a predicted model, not a curated record. Gene Ontology annotation, molecular function: DNA-binding transcription factor activity, RNA polymerase II-specific; DNA binding. NCBI's taxonomy places the organism in Eukaryota, Metazoa, Porifera, Homoscleromorpha, Homosclerophorida, Plakinidae. Gene Ontology annotation, biological process: regulation of transcription by RNA polymerase II.
CCCAUCUCUCUGAGAAUUGGCGAACGCAAGAAUGGAACAUUAUUCUGAAACGGGAGCAGUCAUGUCAGCCUCUGAAGGCCAUCAACAGCUAACAACCGUAAUUCACACAUCCGGCGCCCCCGGAGGACCCCCUCACGGUCACGGGGACCAACAAGCGACGCUCGACGGAGAAAGAAACGCUUCAACGCAGCUCAUACACCCUCAACAAGGACAAGAGACCAUUUUCUUUCCAAGUGCCGAAUCGGGAGGCGAGUACUACCACGCAAACUUGACCAAUCAGGCGACGUUGCCUGUCACUCAGACAACCAAUUACAUCACGCCGAUCCAAACACUCCCUGCGAGUAUGACGUCACUUUCUCCUGGUGCAGCCAAUCCGGGGAUGGUGAUGAUGAUGGCCAAUGCUCCAGGAUUGGGUGGAAUACCGAGAAUGCAGUUGCCGGGUGAGGUGAUGGAGGAGGAGCCAUUGUAUGUGAAUGCUAAACAGUAUCAUCGGAUUCUGAAGAGGAGACAAGCAAGGGCGAAGUUGGAGGCUGAGGGGAAGCUGCCGAAAGCGAGACGAAAAUACCUCCACGAAUCAAGACACAAACAUGCACUCAAUCGACGACGAGGUGAGGGCGGCCGCUUCCAAACGAAAGGCAACGAUCCUCACAACAUCCUCGCUCUCCACGGUCUUAACCCAGAAAGCAUGGCCGCUGCUACGGAAGUCCUCCAGGCGAGAAUCAUGCAACCCCUCAACGGAAACAGAAACACCAACGGAGCAACCCUCGUAGAAGCAUCAAGGAACGAAGUCAACUUGCAUCAUCACUUGACAGAUGUAGUUGCUAUCAAGAGCGAGGAGAGACAGAAGACAAUGCCGGAAGGCGCGGUCACUGUACAGAUUGCUGUAGGAGAGACGGUCAGCGAUUGUGAAGAGAACGCUGUAUCUAGAGGAGGAGAACACGAUAUGUGUGCUUUAACGCUUCAAGGACGACGCGAAGACGUGGUGUCCUCUGCUAAGGUUAUACCGGAGUUUUAGAAGCUAAGAUAUUGUCGCAACAGUAUGAAGAUAAGAGAUGCAUCCGACAUAUAGUGAAUUGUGAUGUUAAUGUGUGGGGCUGGGUAGGUCAUCACCGUGUGAGUGUGUGUGUUCGUGUUGUGUGUGUGUACAGUACGGUGUAUGGUAUUGUGUAUGUACACAGACUGUUUGACAUACUCUUUCUCUCUUUAGUGGUAAUCACAAGUUGUGUUACUGUAUUAUAAUGUAGCAGUACGAAGUUGAUAAUUGAUAUUAAUUAAGAA